Molecule: messenger RNA, 407 nt
Organism: Microdochium trichocladiopsis
Lineage: Eukaryota; Fungi; Ascomycota; Sordariomycetes; Xylariales; Microdochiaceae
Exons: 2
Coding region: 43-306 (87 amino acids)
Source: RefSeq, a predicted model, not a curated record
AAAUGUCAUGCAUCAGAUCCUUGUCAUCUCCACGUUCCAUGCAUGCCGCGCAAGCAGCGCAUCAUUUUAACAAGCGUUUUCGGUACCUCCCACGACCAAUGGAGAAACCUCCCCACCCUUGCCGCCUGCUAUGCCGACCCAAUUGCAUCCAUCACGCACACAAGGCCGCACUCAGCCGCCAUGUUCCUCUUGCCCUGGUCCGAAACCUGUCAAGAUCAUGAAUCUCGGGCUUGGAUCAUAUGCCCUGCGUUGGAGACUUUACCCCUCGUUUUCUGUGCUUGUACCACAACGGCAAGCGUGCUGUGAGAAUAUUCUGGCAGGCCGUCCCUCUCGUCAGAUUAGGGUCCGGUGUCGGUUCCUGGCACAAUUCCGCAUGCCAUGUAUGAACAAUAAACACCUCAGAACGC